UCGCUCCGCCCACUUCUGUUGCUGUUCUUUGAACUACGCGCCGUGAGGUGAGUUGGACAGGACAGGAUGGAGAGAUCCAUCAAAGACCACAUCGUUGACGCACUGGACAAUCUCUUAGAAAAAGAACUGAAGCGGUUCCGUGACGAGAUCUCCUCGCAAACCUUCUACGGGGUUAAGAUUGCCAGGGGCAAAGUGGAACAUGCAGACAGCAUCGACCUGGCCAAUUUGAUCAUCAGCAGCCACACCGAAGGCAAAGCCGUGGAAGUGACUGUCAUGGUGUUGAGAAAGAUUGGACAGAACCAGGAAGCGGCCGAGCUGGAGUGUAAGGCGGGGAGAAAUGCCCAAGGUGCUCAGUUUGGACAGCAAGUGCAGUCUUUCGAAGGCCCUGCAAAUUUUUUGGAGAAGCACCGAGAGGCACUGAUCCAAAGGGUUACAAUGGUGCCACCCAUUUUGGACAGCCUGCUCUCUAAGAAGUUGAUUGAUAAUGAGUGCUACGAUGAGGUCUUGUCUGAACCCACAAACCAGAGAAAAAUGAGGCGGCUCUAUGCGAUGGUCAGUGCCUGGGGGACCAAGGAGAAACUGGAGUUCUUCAAUACUCUGAAAGAAAAGCAGCCCUACCUGAUUGAAGACCUGAUGGGAAAAUAAGUCCCAUGCAAGCCCCUUUCUCCUCAACUGUUUAUUGUAAUGCAGUCAAAGGAUGUGACAUCAUCAGAGUUUCGAACAGGUGACCCGUUAUGACACUCAGCUGAGCAAAUUUCCAGUAUCCUUACAGGGAACUGCUGGUUUUCACUCUUCAUUCCAGACUGUUGCACUGGUACAAUGCAAGACCACUCAUUCUAUUAUGAGAUUACUUCCUCUAAAAUGUCAUGAAGCUGGACACCGUGGACCACCUACAUUACAAACUGCAUGGACAGACUGCACUGACAGAGGGCAGUCGCAGGGAGCAAAAUGUAUCCUCUGCUUUUUAUUUCUUCAUAUAAAUUAAUUGAGGGCUGAGUAAAAUGUAUUCGAUGUCAUUUUUAAAUAGACACAAUAAAAACCAGUAGCUUGUGGUUUUA
Erpetoichthys calabaricus (reedfish) is the source of this 1058-nucleotide messenger RNA. RefSeq names its product apoptosis-associated speck-like protein containing a CARD. The transcript has 3 exons. The coding region runs from base 67 to 645 and encodes 192 amino acids. Lineage: Eukaryota; Metazoa; Chordata; Cladistia; Polypteriformes; Polypteridae. The record is from RefSeq and is a predicted model, not a curated record. Gene Ontology annotation, biological process: regulation of apoptotic process; inflammatory response; innate immune response.